AUGAGAAUCUUGGCUUGGAAUUGUCGGGGGUUGGCUUGUGCCCCGAAAAUUCGUUCCUUACGAGCCCUGAUUAGGCAACAUAGGCCUGAUGUUCUCUUCUUGUCUGAAACUAAGGUUCUAUCUUCACGUUUCUGGAGCUCUCUUUCUUGCUUGGGUUUCUCUGCUUGGCUUGAAGUUCCUCCUGUUGGUUUAAGUGGAGGUCUUUUUGUGACUUGGAAAUAUGGCUUUUCUUUGGAUCUUGUUAAUCUUGAUCAACACCACAUCUCCUGCAUGGUGGUUUCUGAUCCUCCUCAUCGAUCUUGGUUAAUUUCCUGUGUGUAUGCUCCUCACACUGUACAGAAUCGUUUUGCUCUCUGGUCCAACCUUUCUGCGUUGGGAAGCUCUUUUGGUGGAGCUUGGCUUUUGUUGGGAGAUUUUAAUGCGAUUUUGUCUUCUGCUGAUAAGUGUGGGGGUCGUAAUUUUGGGUCUACUUCGCAUAUGGAUUUUGUUGAUUUUGUGCAUUCUAAUGCUCUUGUUGAUUUGGGCUUUAUUGGUAAUAAUUUUACUUGGAGUAACUGUCGCUCUGGUAGUGCUAACAUCAGAGAAAGAUUGGAUUGUGGCUUGGCUAAUCAAGAGUGGGUGUCUUUGUUCCCUAACUCUUUGAUUAAUCAUUUUUUGGCUGUUAAUUCGGAUCACUGCCCAAUUUUGUUGUCUACCUCUGGUACCUACCGUAAUCUUCCCAAGCCUUUUCGCUUUGAAGCUUUUUGGACCCGUGAUCAGGCUAGUCACUCAGUGGUAGCGGAAGCUUGGUUGGUUGCGGUGGAAGGCUCUCCAGCUUUCUCGUUGAGCAGGAAGUGGAAGAAAACAAAAUCAGCUUUAAAGUCUUGGAACACUCUCCAUUUUGGUCAUAUUCAGACUCAGAUUAAAUCUCUUAUGGCCCAAAUUGGAGUUAUUCAAGCCUCUCCUCACUCCUCUAGUAGUGCUGCCAGAGAAGUGGUUCUUCAGAAGGCUCUCCAAGAGCAACUCCUGCGUGAGGAAAUUUUGUGGAAACAAAAAUCAAGGGAGUUAUGGCUUUCUUGUACAGACCUUAAUACAAAAUUUUUCCAUGCCUCUAAUGCUUGCCGUCGUAGGUACAACUCCAUCUCUUGUCUUAUUGAUAAUGGGGUCAGUGUUAUGGGUAGGGAGAAUAUUGGUUCUUUGCUGGUGGAUCAUUUUCAUUCUCGUUUUACUACUUCUCACCCUUCUUUUGAUGAUGAUCUUGCUGGUUUGGUGGAUAAAGUGAUAACUGAUGAUGAUAAUAUGCUUUUAUGUGUAAUUCCUACUGAAGAGGAGAUUUUUUCGGCUAUCACUGAUCUUGGACUUAAUAAAGCUCCUGGUCCUGAUGGCAUGACAGGGCUUUUUUACAAAAACUUACUGGCCUAUUGUGAAGCUUAG
Messenger RNA from Corylus avellana, 1413 nucleotides. The record is from RefSeq and is a predicted model, not a curated record. NCBI's taxonomy places the organism in Eukaryota, Viridiplantae, Streptophyta, Magnoliopsida, Fagales, Betulaceae.